Molecule: messenger RNA, 687 nt
Organism: Episyrphus balteatus (marmalade hoverfly)
Lineage: Eukaryota; Metazoa; Arthropoda; Insecta; Diptera; Syrphidae
Exons: 1
Coding region: 1-687 (228 amino acids)
Source: RefSeq, a predicted model, not a curated record
AUGUCAUCAGAAAGUGAAAUUCGUUCACCCAAACCUGGUCCUAAAAUUUCUCUUAAAAUGGCUUAUGCUGAAGUUCUAGAAAUAAAAGAAAUACAAAGAAAACAAAUAGAGGAACUGCAGGCAAGAAACAGAGAGUGCGAGCAAAAAAUUGCUUUUCUGGAAAAAAAAGUCAAUAAUUUUGAGAAUCAGUUAGUUGCUAACUCAAUCGAAAUUGUUAAUAUUCCCCCCGAAAGCGUCGAUUGCUCCACCAACUUAGAGCUAGCACUUAAAGUGUUCCGUAAUGGUUUGGCUGUGGAUGUUAAUGAGAGCGAUAUUGAUUACUGCUACAUGAAAAAAGUACAGAGACGUGAUCAAAACAAAGAGAACAUCAUACCACAAAGCUUCACCAAUAUUCUUAGUGUCAGACUAACAACUCGUCAUUGUAAAGAGAAAAUAAUGAAAGCAAGAAAUGGACGAAAAGAGCAGCUUACAACCGGUUUACUCAACACUGAGGUGAAUUCACAAAAGAUUUAUAUCAACGAGGGAUUAUCCUACCAAACCCGUCAGCUGUUAAAGUCUGCAAAGCAGUUGCAGAUUUCGAAGAAGUAUAAAUUUGCUUGGACAAAAAAUGGAAUUGUAUACAUGCGCAAGAUUGAGGGAGAAAACAUUAUACGCAUUCUUUCUGUUGCUGAUUUUGACAAAUUAUGA